Symbiodinium pilosum is the source of this 190-nucleotide messenger RNA. The record is from the annotation of a GenBank genome assembly. NCBI's taxonomy places the organism in Eukaryota, Dinophyceae, Suessiales, Symbiodiniaceae.
GUCUCCGUCACCCUCUCCUUCUCCGUCCCCCUCCCCUACGCCUUCGCCGUCCCCUUCGCCAUCGCCUUCGCCCUCGCCCGGCUCUACAGGUGCCUCCGGCUCUACAAGCAGCGGAGGCCGCGACACGACGCUUCUGAUAUCAGGGCUCUGUCUUCUGAUUCCGCUGGCGGCACUGAUGCUGAGGGUCUAA